AUGCUCAAGGUUGAAAGUAAAGAAAUUGGUGCUGGCCAUUUUAGCAACGUUUUUUAUGGGCAACUUAAAUGCUAUCAGAACUCAAUGACAAGCAGCCGAAUUUCGGGUAUUUCUGUUGCUGUGAAACGAUUCAACAAAGAAAAAUGCUGUGCAAAACUUCGUCAUAAAAUUUUAUGUCCGAACAUCAGGGAAUAUUUUAAGGAGGCUUCUUUCGUGCUUCGAGCAAAGAGUAAAUUUGUUGUUGAAAUUUACGGUAUAGCAAUCGAAGAUGACAACCAUCCUGUUAUCGUGAUGCCUUUAUAUAACAAAAACAAAAGUAUCAGCGAGUAUGUCAGUAAUUCUUCAAACAUCAUACGAUUUACAAGCGCUUUGAAACUUCUCUUUCAAUGUGCUUCCGGUUUCGAUUAUCUCGCGCAAAAUAGAAUUGUCCAUCGCGACAUAUCGGCCAAAAACAUACUUCUUGAUGACAACCUUAUUCCAAAAAUAUCGGAUUUCGGCCUCUCAUCUUGUGCGAUGGAUGACUAUGGAAGUUGUUACUAUACUAUGAGAACUACGGACAAGCCCCAACCACUCCGAAAUUUUGCCCCGGAAGUAUUUAAUUUGGAGUUUUCUACGUAUUCUGAUAUCUACUCCUUUGGAUAUGUUAUCUGGGAAGUAUUAAAUAGAGGUGGACAUCCUCUUGAUGCUUAUCUUCUGCGCCAGACAUGGAGCUACGAGCGGUCCGAGCGAAAAUCAUUCACACGUUAUUUCGACGGUUUCAAAGCUGCGUACAACUACAUCGGUCAAAAAAAGGGCAAUAUUCAAUAUAACUUGCUCAAUAUAAAUUUACAAAUACCUUCCAUUCUCCGAGUGAAACUGAAUCUUUCGUCGAACCACUACUUACAUAUUUCUGCAGCAGAGGUGAACAAUGAUUACAGAAAUUGGCUUAUUCAAACAGAAUCUGCUCGAUUUCUUCGGCCGGAAGAUGUUACCUUUCCGAGAAGAAAUCUUGUUUCAGCAUCAAGCUCUGUUUCAAACAGGGGAUAUCGGAAUCAAAUGAACGAGAACAGCAAUAAUUCCGAUCGAGAUCAGCACAGUGAAGCCAAAUGA
Oikopleura dioica is the source of this 1089-nucleotide messenger RNA. The record is from the annotation of a GenBank genome assembly. NCBI's taxonomy places the organism in Eukaryota, Metazoa, Chordata, Appendicularia, Copelata, Oikopleuridae.